Molecule: messenger RNA, 2064 nt
Organism: Dermatophagoides pteronyssinus (European house dust mite)
Lineage: Eukaryota; Metazoa; Arthropoda; Arachnida; Sarcoptiformes; Pyroglyphidae
Product: alkylglycerol monooxygenase-like
Biological process (GO): lipid biosynthetic process
Cellular component (GO): endoplasmic reticulum
Molecular function (GO): glyceryl-ether monooxygenase activity; iron ion binding
Source: RefSeq, a predicted model, not a curated record
CAUUGACCAAACGAAUCAUCAUUUUAUAUUUUGACAUUGUUCGAUCAACAUUGAAUUUUCAUUUUUCACCCAAAAAAAAUAUUUCUUUUUCAAAUCAAUCUUCAAUAUCCACAAAUUCAGGUUGCUUUGGGUUUUUUAAGCUUGAUAUUUCGGUAUUUUACCGUAUUUCAAUCUAUUUUGAUUUCUGAAUUUCCAGGCACGUUUUUAAUCCAUCUUUUCAUCGUUUUCAUCGUCAUAUUAGAAAGAAUCAAUCAUGGUUGUACCACCACCAAUACCAUCAUCAUCGGAUAAUUUUAGCACCGGUCCAAUUCCGGUUCAUAAUAAUAUGACCACCAUCACCGCCAAUGAUAAUGUUGAUGCAUUUCAUCAUUGUACAUCACUUAUGGGACAAGGUCUUAUCGAACAACUUGGAUGGAUGUUUUAUUAUGUUAAACCAAAUUCAUCAAUAUUUAUGAGCGUUGAUGAAGUACCCAAUUAUGAAGUACAGAUAUUUCCAAUUUUUGGUGUAUUGGUCAUCAUUGAACAAAUGAUUCGUUUAAUGCAACGUAAACGUUUUUCUCGUUUAAGUGAUGUUAUCGUUAAUAUUGGAGCUGGUCUCGUAUUUGUUGCCGUUCGUGUUGCAUUGCUUGGUGUUGUAUUGAAAUUAUUCUAUUUUCUUUACGAUAAUUAUCGUAUUGUUGAUCUACCGAAAAAUUGUGUAUCAACAUGGUUUAUAUCAUUAUUAUCAGUGGAAUUUGUUUAUUAUUGGGUACAUCGUUCAUUACAUGAAAUAAAUAUCUUUUGGGCAAGUCAUCAAUUUCAUCAUAAUGCUGUUGAAGUUGAUAUUUCAGUUACAUUACGUGAUACUGUUGUCGAUUUGGUUAUCUAUGAAUUUUUCCCAACACCAUUAGCAUUGUUUGUACCGCCACCAAUUCUUUUGGUUCAUAUGCAAUUUUCAUUAAUCUAUCAAGUUUGGUUACAUACUGAAGUUGUAUCACAUUUAGGACCAAUCGAAUAUAUAAUCAAUACACCAAGACAACAUCGUGUUCAUCAUGGCAAAAAUCCAUGGUGUAUUGAUAAAAAUUAUGGUGCAUUAUUGAUGGUAUUUGAUCGAAUUUUUGGUACUUAUCAACCGGAAGAAGAGAAAAUUGUUUUUGGUACAACUGAAAAACCAUAUGAAACAUUCGAUACGGUUACAUUACAUUUUUAUUAUUAUUAUGAUUCGGUAUGGAAAAAAUUUAAAUCAAUGAAUACAUUUGGUGAUAAAAUGCGAGCAUUAUUUUAUGGACCUGGUUGGGCACCAGGAAAACCACGAACGGGUUUAUUAUCCGACAUACCACCUGUCGAUAUUUAUGCACCAAUUGAACGAUACGAUUGUGAAAUAUCAUUCUGGGAAUCAUUCUAUGUUAUGUUACAUAGUUUUAUUAUUGCUAUGGGUUUCUAUGUUAUUACUGAUCAUCCAUUGGUUCGUAAUUCACCAUUGAAUGCAAUGAUCAUCAUGUUCUACGUUUUGUUUGCAUUAACAUCAUUUGGAACUAUAUUUGAUCGACGAUCAAUUGGUCCAUUAGUCGAAUCAACACGUUGUUUAUUGUUUUUCCCAUUCGAUUCAUAUGUAAUGCAACCAUGGAUUGAACAAUUAUCACCACCAUUACAUUUACAUGUUUUUAUUGAUUAUAUGCUUGGUUUAAUUCGUUUAAUUCAUAUCAUAUCGAUUGCAGUGUGGUUAUUCUUUUGGUUUCGCAAUGUUCGCCGUAAUCCAACAGCAUUGAAAGCUGAAUUAUUAUUGGUUAGCGAUAAUAAAUCAACAUUACUUAAAGAAGAUAAAUGUAUCAGUGCAUUUGCCUAUAGUAACAAUAUUAAUGUUAUUAAUCAACGACGACCAUGGGCUAUUGCAUUAUAUGCUGUUACAAUGGUAAUGUCAUUGACAUUUAUGUUUUUCAUAUUUGCAUUACGUUUCGAAGAAUGUAAUAGCAUUUUCAAGACAUCAAACAAUAUUGAACUUUGAAUAUAUAAAUCAAUCAAUGACAUCAAUACAUCCAUUUAAAUAUAACAUGAUAACAACAACAACAAUCAUUUGUGCAUCUU